AUGGAUUCAUUUGUUUUCAUCUCCUUACUUUCUGUUGUAAAUCAAGUCUAUUUAUUCAUAUCUCAAUUUAUUCCUCCAGGUGGUGUUUUAGCAAGACCAAUUUUGCACAUUGCUCUCUCAUUAGUGUCAAUAUUGUUUUUACUUUAUGAAUUUCCGUUCACUUUUCCAAAAAUGAACUCUCUGUACUCUGGAAUUUUGUUUGCAAAGUGUGGAGGGUCAAUUGGAGCGAUUUUGGCAAUAACUAUCAAUACUUCUAACACCCUGGAGUUAGGACUACCUUUCCUGUUGGGAGCUGGAUUAGGAUCUUCAUUAGCACUGUUCAUCAUGGGAUUUUGUGUUGCUGAGUUGAUAUAUUUUGUCAUGAAGAAACGGGCCAAACAUGCUCGUGCACAACUGGAUGAAAACAUUGGUAAACACGUUUUCAACGACAACUUGCUAAGACUCUGCUUCAAGUCCAAUUUAUUUUCAGAUGACAUUGACGAAGAUUUAUUGAAAUAUGCUAUGAGUCGCAAAUCUCUGUUGUCUACGGAUGCGCUUAUCGCCAGUGCAAUUUAUACCCACAAAUUUCAAGAAAACCCUCAACUCACCUUGACAACGUUAAAGUACGCAAUAAGGCAAUCCAACUUUAUCCAAAAACUAGUUAUAAGAGCGAUGAUACAGGACAUUGAACUCUAUUAUGGAAUACAAACCACAUCAGAGAUACGAAUUUUGUUAGAGAAGACACAAAAGCUUCAAGAAAGACUUCUCCAAGUUCGGAAAAUGUUUUGGCAGUAUUUUGUGGCAAACGAGGACGACUAUGACAAGAUUAGCGACCUGACGUAUUCUAUGUUCUCUAUUGAAAAAUCAAUUAUCAUGAUUUUUUCUCAUCUCUUAGCCAAUUAUCCAGAAAAUCAAAAUAUUAUGAAAAGACGUAACGUGUUUAUGCAAGAGUUUUUGUUUGAGGCCGUUCCUUCUAUUGAACAAAAUGAUGGGCGGUCAAGUACUGACUUGUAUGACGAAGAAAAGCAGAAACCAAGAAAAAUACCCGAUUUAAGAUUGCAAAAACAACGUUCAACCUCAUUUUUAUACACUGAAAAUGUAUACAGAGAGGCCAUCAACACCAAAAUUGACACAAAAAGGAGAAGUUGCUACUUUUUGGCCGCAGAACUAAUUUCAAUACUUUCAAUUUUAGUAGUUUUGUUACUGAGUAUUUUUGUGACUUUGGAUGGAAACAACAUUCAAUUUUUAAAGCAAACAUGCGAUUUGAUACCUGCUCCUUUUUCUUUAUUGAAAGAGGUUUACUUACUUCAAUACCCAACAAUUACCAAUGAUACAAUUGUUAGAUUUAAACAAGGCAUGCAAAUAAUCAGUGGAUUUACACAGAAAGGAAAAAUAUCUGACUAUCAAGUUCUUGGUGCGGACAAGAUGCAAUACUUUUCUGACAAUAUUUUUCCAAUGAAGAUUCCAGCAUCUGGACAAGUGGCUACGGAUUAUAGUGUUCAAAAUAUGUCUAUCACAUCAUUAGUAUCAAAUUUAGCGAUAAUAUCUGAAAAAUUAUUUGAGCUAACUCCAGACUCCAUGGUGAAUAUUCGAUCGACAUAUGAAUACAAAUUCGUGACGUUCAAUAGCGAGGUAAUGACCAGCGCACUACAAGAUUUUUGUAGCUCUAUUGCUUCAAUAUUGUUGCUCGAAAACAAUUCCAAUAGCAUUUUGAUUACAAUAUCAGUGAUUAUUGGAAGCUACUCGAUUUUAAUUAUCAUUUAUCUUAUUGUUACUAAUUUCAUAAUCAACACCAAAAAGAAAAUUAUUAGCAUUUUUUCGAAAGUUCCAAAAGAUGUCGUUGGAAAUCAAUAUCAUAUACUGGAAAAGCAAACGAAUCAAAAGUCUAUUUCUCACACCAGAAGUUUUUUCAACUUUUCACGAAGGAUGGUGGCAAUAAUUUGUGUUGUUUACGGUUUAACAGUUAUUUCCAUGGCAGUAUCGUUUUAUGAGUCGUAUAAGGCUGCGUACGACAAUAAUGUGGCAGUAGAAAAGACGAAAUAUGUCUCUCAGGUAUUGGCCUCUGAGAGCCAUCAGCAAGCUAAUAUAUUGGCUUGGAGUUUUGAUGGAUUUUCUCAUACACCUCAAAACACUAAUUUGAGAAAACAGAUUCUUUUGGAACAACAAAGCUUGGAGAACUCUUGGACAAUACUGAGAUUUGGAAGUAAGACAUUUCCAACCAACAUGAAAAGUCUUUCCUCCGCAGUGACACCAGUUCUUGAAGGAAUUUGCAUCAAUACAACUUCUAAUUGUGCACCUGGCCUAGAUCCUCUUAUGGAGAGCUACGCCAUCUCUAUAGAUGCUCUAUUUUACGGAAACAGCAGCGUUCCCCUGUUAAAAACUCUCACGUAUCAAAUAAUUGAACUAUCUACCUACAUUUUCAAAUCUAUGAACCAGGUUAGUGAUGCAAUUUUGCAAUCAACAAGUGGGCUUAGAGUUCCAAUCUCCGUCGGUGUGUCUUGUACUGGGAUUGUGUUAAUUGUUGUUCUUGGUGUGUUUCAUUUCUCACAACUUGAGCAACAAGCGGAAGAGAAUUAUCAUUUAAGAAGAUUAUUGAACAGUUUACCAACUGAUACAAUUUCUCAAAUUGAAGAGAUUAAGAAAUUUGUUCUUUACAACAGCUUGGCAGAGCGAAAAAAAGAUUCUCACAAAACGUCAAAAGUUCAAAUCAUUUUGGAUGGAAGCAAUGAUGGUGCUAUUGUGCUGAAACCAAGAUCGACCAUGAUUGAUAUAAUCAAUGCAACAGCAUUGAAAAUGCUAGGAUACAGCGCGGGAGAGUUAUCAGACCUCAUGUCAAUAUUUGGAGAAGGAGAGAGUAGAACCAAACUAUCAAUGAUUUUGGAUGUUUUCUUUUCUUCCAAACAAACAUUGACAGAGUAUAUUGAAAUGGAAGCCCUUAGAAAGAAUGGCUCAACCCUUUCUGUGGGAGUAUCGAUUAGCGUUUACACUCACGAAAAAAAGAAUUUAAUUACGGUUUUAUUAAGAGAUAUUACUUCGGAAAAGAAGCAUAAACUGUUGUUAGAAGAGGAACGAGCAAAAAGUGAUCAAUUGUUGCUUAAUAUUUUGCCAGAGCGUAUUGCAGCACGUCUUAAGGCAGGAGAAUCUUGUAUUUCUGAAAAAUUUGAUGAUAUAAGUUGUUUGUUUUCCGAUAUGGUGGGAUUUACGAAAAUGUCGAGCAGUUUAUCAGCACAUGAACUCGUUCAGUUGCUUAACAACAUCAUCAAUGGAUUUGACCAUUUAAUACCAAUGUUUGGUCUGGAAAAAAUCAAAACCAUUGGGGAUGCCUAUUUUUGUAUUGGCGGUAUUUCUGGACAGAGCAACCACCCCGAACAAAUACUGCUAUUUGCUGUUCACAUGCUAGAUGUUAUUUCAAAAUAUAACAAACAACAUAACAAGAGCGUUAAUAUUAGAAUUGGCAUUCAUGUUGGCCCAGUCAUUGCUGGAUGCAUCGGAAACUUAAAAUUCGCCUACGACUUGUGGGGAGAAACGCUCAGCAUUGCACAAUUAAUGGAGUCUAAGGGAGUUCCAGGAAGAAUUCAGGUGUCACGUAAAUUAUACGAGAGAGUUUAUGACAUUUUUGAAUUUGACGAAAUUAAGGGCGUUGAGGUUAAACCUUCCGUAUUAAUGAAUACCUAUUUACUGAAAGAAAAGCAUCAUGACAUUGCGAGCUUCAAUGUGGCAUCUGAUCAAUCCUUUGAUAAGAUGUUUUCUAAAGUUAAUCUACAUGAUACUGCUACCUACAACUUCAAAAAGCUGCUCAUGGAUCCUACAUUCAUCUCUCUGUUCAAGGAAUACCUCUCUGGAUCUGCGAUUCUUGAUAUGUUAGUUUUUUAUCAACAUGCUGUUGAAUAUGCCAGCAAUGCCUCAACUCCAGUUAGAUUUGGAAUUGCAAAACAGCUGGUAAAAGAGUACCUCGGAGAGACUGCACCAAAGCGGUUAAAGCUCAAAUUUAUGAAGAAUGCAUUUGGCCCAUUCCAAAUCAAAUUCCAAGAUUGUACAGAAGACAACUGCCCUACUGAUAUUUUUGAAAAUUUCACUAAUUUGUGUAUGAAACAUAUGAAAGAAGAAUUUGGCAACUUUUUGAAAUCGAAAAACUUUGCCAAGUUUUUGGAUCAAAAAAGGAAAAACCCAGAGACACUCAAAGCCUGCCUGAGGGGAGAAAAUGAUUCAAGCACAACAGAAGAAGAAGACGAAAAAGAAUUCCUUUUGUUUUGCCAAAAGUGCGGCACAGAGAUCAUAAACAAAGAGAACCAUCGAUUUAACGAUUGGGAAUUUAAUCAUAGAAGUGAAAUAUUAUAUGACAUGAACCAAUGGCGGAAAAUAUUCGAAAUUAGUGGCGGAGCCACCUACUUCUCGCCUCCUGAGACUCACAACCAUCUUAGCAAUAGUCGAAGACACGUUCAAGUGAAAUAUGUCUACGAAAUGAAUUGUACUCAUGAAGAGUUGUUUCAUGCUUGGAUUGAUGAAAAUUCUUUCUCAACAAGAUUUGAUGGAAUUAUUUCAUCUGUUAAGAUUGACUUUGUAAAGGUUGGAAAAUAUGCUCAUGCUGUUUUUCAUGAGUUGUACAAGAUGAAAUACUUACAUCAGACAAAGAGAGAACUAGUUCAUGCUUAUAGUUGUCGAUAUGACCCUACCAAAGACGUUUAUAUGUGUGUGACAAGAUCCAUCAACAAUGCAAAAGUACCAGAGACAGACAAGUAUGUGAGAGCAGAAAUCAAAACAGCUUUCUUGGUUGAGAAAGUAUCAGAUUCCCAAUGCAGAUACUUUUAUUCAGUCAUAUUUGACCCAAUGGGAUGGCUUAAACCAGAAUAUUAUCAUGAAUCCAUCUACAAGGAAACACCACAAAACAAUUUCCACAUGAGACUGUUAAAGUUGGUGGACAAGAGAUCGAAAGAAGGCAAAACAACAGCCAAAGGUCCUUUGUUUGAUUCACUCAGCUAUAAUAUUAACCAGACCCAACAAGAGAAGAAAAAGCACACAAUUGUUAUUCCUUCCAAGAAAGAGGAGAACAUGGAUGCCGCGCAAUAA
Naegleria fowleri is the source of this 5046-nucleotide messenger RNA. RefSeq lists its product as uncharacterized. The coding region runs from base 1 to 5046 and encodes 1681 amino acids. Gene Ontology annotation, biological process: intracellular signal transduction; cyclic nucleotide biosynthetic process. Lineage: Eukaryota; Heterolobosea; Eutetramitea; Acrasida; Naegleriidae. The record is from RefSeq and is a predicted model, not a curated record. Gene Ontology annotation, molecular function: lipid binding. The transcript is spliced from 5 exons.